GGACUAAGAAAGUUGAGAGACCGUGCGGAGAACGUUGUUUUUUUAAUAAGUAAUCCGAGUAGUCAGUAGCCUCAGCUCCCUGGGUAGAGAGCGCCUUCAUUUCGGUGGCCAGGACACUGCUGCGCGCAACGCACUCUUCAGCGAUACAGCCAAGUCAGUAUACACAGCGAAAAGGAGCGAUCCUGCGAUUCCCGAGUCCCAGUUCUCGAAGUGUACUACAUUAGUACCACACCACCCCGGGAAAGCCACGGCAAACACCCACCCACAGGACCGCAAGGCACGCGCUGUGUUUAGUGUGAGUGUUGUUUAGUGUGUGCAGAAGGUGAUGAACGGUGCGUGAAACACCCGGACCCCGGAGGACAUAGAAUAUGAGUCGCAGUGGUCGGCGGAGUAGCUGAGUAACAGAGCACGUACACAGCAGCAGCCAGCCACACGCACCUUUUUCCGGGACAGAAGACGGACGCGAGGACACAGCACAGAACACGGAGGAGGACACACAGCAUGAGCGAACAGCGGCGGUGAAGAAGUCAUCUCACGCAACAUCCCUCCCGUUGAGUAGUAGUGUGUCCGUGUCUUCUACCUACCACCACCACCACCACCCCCCCACUACAAGUGAUAAUCAAGUGCUGUGAAAUUACAAAUAAUACAUUUUAAUCGAUAAGAGAGCGGCGGCACCACCCUGUCUAAUCCAAGAAGGAGGAAAGAGCAGCCAGCAGCAGCACCGGCAGCUAAGGGUGUAAGGACAAGCCACAAAAGAGCAAAGCUGAAAAGUUCAAAUCGUCAUUUCGUCACCGGGUCGUGUCGUCGUCCCUUUUCACGCACAGUAGCAGCAGCUCCAUCACGACGGGAACAUCGUGUGUGAGUGCGCGUGUCACAAAGUGCGUGAGUUCCGGAGCAAAAAUCGAGGUGCCAGACGACGCGCGUGUGUUUCGAACGAUCUCUCUCUCGCAGUUAAGUGUUUUGCACGCACGCACGGCGGAGCGUGCGUUUUAUUGCUAGUUUUUGCGUAUUACUCUAGUUCGCCGCCCGCGGCGAUCGAUUUAUGAGUGCGAAUUUGGCCGCAAUUGACGAACUGGUCGAAGAGUUUCUGAAAAUGGAACUCAUCUCCGUGCCGCCGUAUCCGGGCCAGCUGGGUUAUCUAGGAUCGACAAAAGUCAACGAUUUCCGUACACCGUUGAUGCCAAUCCCGGCCAACAGUAACAAAAAUUCUAAUCAAAGCCAACGCCAUCAGCUUCAGCUGCAGCACCAGCAGCAGCUGCAGCAGGAACAGCAGGAACAGCUCCUGCUACUGCAGCAGCGGCAAAGCCAGGUGUUGCUGCAGCAGCAACAGCACCAACAGCAACAGCUGCAGCAACAGCAGCAACAGCAGCAGCCGCAGCAGCGCAGUCAUCUUCAUCAUCACCACCACCACAGCAGCCAUCAUCACCAUAGCAACAACAACAGUAGCGACAACGGUAGCAACAACAACUCGUCGUCCUACCACCAUUCGCACCAUCACCACCACUACCACCAGCAGCAGCAACAACAGCAGCAGCAGCAGCGGGAGGAGGAGGCCAGCAGCGAGAACCAGUAUCCGCUGGAGCCGGCGACGAUAGCGCUGACCGCGUCCCCGCACGAGGAUGCGCUGCAGAAGCUGACCCAGCGGCUGGAGUGCGAGCUGCGAAGCGCCAAGCAGCAGCACCUGGCCUGCACCGAGGUCCUGCUGCCGAAGGAUCUGCUGCACCGGAUAUCGUCCCAGAUGUUUGACCUGUCGGAGAAGGAACCGUGCGGCAUCCGGGGCUGCACCAUCUACAUCGAGUUCGAGGACGAACCCGACAACACUCGGCGGAUUGCAACCAUGAAAACCGACAACACCGUAUCGACGUUCGAGCUGUACCUUACGCUCAAACAGGACCGACGGGGAUGGACCUCGAUGUUGCCACAAUUUUUGAAAAAUCUGGCACGUGGCAGUACAAUAAUUAUUAGUCAGGAGUUUGUGCUGACAAAGAACAAGCUCUACCAUGCCUACUCCGACUAAGUCGGAGGAAGCGGAGCACUACAACAACUACAAAACCGAUAUCAACUUCUCUCCUUUCGAUAUCAACACCCCCUAAGACCCCCGACCUCUCCCCGAAAUCCAUUAUUUCCAUUCUUUCUCUCCGAUGGACCCGACAAGGCGACCCGAAAAAGGAGGAUGUGCCGUUCGUCGUCGUCGUCAGCAACACACAACGUGUCGGCGGCGAUGGCGAUGCGACGGGAUGCGUCCGCUUUGCGCGUCGUCGGCGGCCAUCAAAAAAAUGUCAACGCUCAUCAGGCGAGUGUGUUUCUCACCACCCAUCGCACCACCGCACGGCCAGCGCCACAGACAGCCCACCACGCGCCGCGCGCAGUGAAGUAGCCGGGGAAGGAAGCGGCGCGAAGGCGCAUUUUCCCGACAAGAAGAAGUUAGUGCGCUCUGUGUACAAACGUAGAGAAGGAGAAGACAGGAGCGGAGCGGUGGGGAACUGUUGUGUAAUUGUAACUGUGAUUGUUUCUUCGAUAAUUUUGUGCGCAAAAUUUCCACGCAACCAAUACACCGAUCGACCGGCCGACCGACACCACGAACGUUUGGAAGUGUGAGAAUCAGUGAAUUUUCCCGCAACAACAACGACCAAAGGCGCAGAAGAAGAGCGCCAAAAGGGCAAAAGUGUGUCGUGUGUGUCGUUUUCUUUGUGUGUGCCACAACCAUUCGGGAAUCUCGUGUGGAUAUACGCCCCGGAGAUCAUCGGCCCCGGCGGAGAUCAUCGGUCAUCGGAGAUCACGACCACCACACGUGUUUUGGUUGUGUGGCCGGGCAGCAGCAACAACAACAGCAGCAACCCGCCGCCGCAGCCCAGCAACAGUUCCCCCCGGAUUUCUCUGAGCGUUCUCAGAGGUGUGCCAUCGCGAGCGGGGGGGCGCGCGAAUUCGGCGAGGAGGACGUCACCGGGAGCCCGCCGACGCAGCGUGUCACAACACCACCCCCCGGGGUCCGCCCUGCCCCGCCGCACCCCGUCGUCGUCACCUGUGCGCCAGCCAGUGGGUGCGCGUGAUAUGGUUGCGUGCGUGUGCGUGCAUGAGUGAGUGUGCGUUUAGAAGCAAGGUAGGAAAAAGCGAACCGUCUUUUUUCACUCUUGUCCUACAAAAAAGUAAAACAAAACAAAAAAAGAAGGUAAAACAAACAAAUUAUUAUAUUAACGCGCGGUGUGUAACAAUGGGAAGAAGACAGGAAGACGAGAGAGAGAGAGAGAGAGAGUAUGAUGUGACGAGAUGAAACAAACAAAAUCAUACAAAAAACAAAAUUUUUUGCAAACCACAACACAACACUACUUUUUAAGUAUUUUAUAAAUAUUUAAAAGAACAAAAAACUCGGCAAAAAAAAGGAACGCGGGGGGCGCGAA
Anopheles cruzii is the source of this 3398-nucleotide messenger RNA. Its product is annotated as protein scylla-like. The coding region runs from base 1043 to 2017 and encodes 324 amino acids. Gene Ontology annotation, biological process: apoptotic process; regulation of TOR signaling; negative regulation of signal transduction. The record is from RefSeq and is a predicted model, not a curated record. Gene Ontology annotation, cellular component: cytoplasm. NCBI's taxonomy places the organism in Eukaryota, Metazoa, Arthropoda, Insecta, Diptera, Culicidae. The transcript is spliced from 4 exons.